AUGUGUUUCAGAUCGGCACUCACCGUAACCCUAUUGGGAGUCCUCGUCUUUGGCAGUUCAGGCUUUUCUGAAGAAAACGGUGAAAAUCCUCUUUUUAGCACCGUAAAUCAAGGAGAAAACUCAGGAAAUCUUGGAGAAAACCCUCUUGUCGGCAGAGAAAACCGUGGAGAAAAUGAAACUAGAUGUGUUCUGAACAGGACUGGACUCAUUCCCACCAAUACACCAGCAUGUUGCACAAGAUCCUGUUACGGAUAUUGUGGACAGAGCCACACCAUCACCAGAUCGUUUAAGCUUGACUGUAACUGUGACGUGGACUGCACUGUGUUUGGAGACUGUUGCCAUGACUACUACUUUGUUUGUCUCUCCUGGAACAUGGCGGAUAUUACUAGUAAAAAGAAAACAUUCGAUCUUAUUCAUCAACAGCUGCAGACCGUCAGUGACCUGAAAGAGAAGGCACUGACAGAGCGGCUAUAUGAGUAUAAACAAUGCAUAUCAAACGGCAAUUCAACCUAUUUUUGGAUGAUAUCUAGCUGUCCGCAAGGUUCACUCAAAUCUCUGGCCACUUUGUGUAAAGAUGCAAAUCUCAGAAUGGUUGGAGAUUUCUCGUGCAAAGACAAAUGCAAGAGCCGUAACGAUCUGGACCCACAACACACAAAGUGCCAAUGUGACCUGUUGUGUAUGAUAUUUGGUGACUGCUGCUUUGAUUACUAUUCCGAGUGUCUCAAUUCAACCAUUACUGAAACCGUUAAAGACGGGGCACUAGACAAUAUCACGGCUUUAAACAGUGUGCCACCCAAUGAGCUCCAUCACACCGCAAUACAAUAUUUACUCAAAUACAGAAAGUACCAGGAUUGCAUACACUACAGCGACUCAACUAGUGUCUGGAUGAUUGCACAGUGUCCUCCAAGUUAUGAAAACCAUACAAUCACAGGGAAAUGCAUGGAUGCUGUACUUGAAAACAAUCCCGUUUCACACAAGCGUAUUCAAUAUAUUACAUUUAGAAAUAAAUAUUGUGCGCUGUGUCACAAUAUGUCUGCUGACAACCUUGAACCAUGGUCUUCGUCUGUGAGAUGUGAAGAGUUUACUCCUGAUCCCCAAUUAUCAUACUCCGAGAUUGUUGAAUUUCUACUGAAGAACUGCGUACUCACUGUAUCUCCUUACUCCAAACCUGAGAUGGUGCGACCAUGUCUGCCAAACACCUCCAUCUUAGAGUCAGAAGGGGAACUGAGGACACUUUGUUUGUUCUACCAGUUUCCAGUUACUAAUCAGUAUAAUCGGAUAUCAAAAAACCCACAUUGUUCUGGUAGUACUAAGGUAGAAAAUGUUCAAUGUUUCGAAACAAGCAAAAAAGGCGAAUCCUUGAUACCAGGUAUCGGCAGCCUGAGUAUUUUGUUCAGCUUUGAUUCUGAAAGUAGUGAUCUUACAUUAAACGUUACGAAAGACGGACGAAAAAUAGUGGUGAAGUCUCGAGCCAUGCUCUGUGAAGUAGAUGAAGUAUACAACGUAUUUUCGGAGAGUUGUACCAGACUCGUUUGUCCCAUUGGCAAAAUUCCCAUAAAUGGAUCGUGUUUGAUCCAGGGAAUGCACAUUAUCAACAAGGACACCCAGUUACUACCAAAUGGAUCGCAGUUCGUCUAUAGUGAGAUGAAUGCAGACGGCUGGGGUAACAAAGAUAGUUUACUAAAGUGGACAUUUUUCAAGUAUGGACACAUAAUUGAGAGAUACUAUUUGUCAGAUUUUGCUUUAUUUAUUAAAAAUAUUGAUAAACAUAGAGAUCUCGUAAUAGAUGACGAAACAUUUCUGAAGAGAAUUUUCGAGUUAAAUGUUGCCAGUAUCAAUAGCAAAUCUGAUCGCUUAUCAACGUCGGUUACUGGAACUAUUUCAAAUGCAUUACAAAAUGAUUUUUUGUCCAUUAGAUUGUCUACCAAUAUUGAACAAUUUCUCUCCAGUAUUUCAUCUAGUUUUAUAAGAGACGAAUACAAUAUGAUGUUUUUAAAUUAUCUUACAAUGACAAAUUAUAAAGGGGAAGGGAAUUUGACAUGUGCAAAAGGUUUUCUGAAGAAGUGGCUGAACCCUACAUUUUCUGUUGUGGAUGGGACACAUUACGGCAAUAUAUCUAACAGAUAUUUCCCACUAAAUAACGUCCCAUUUGAAAUGGCAUUUAAUAUUAGUAAUUCAGAAUUGAAAGUGUUUUCAAUUCUAACUUGUGAACUUUCCCUUGACUGCAGUGCAGUGUCUUACAAUAAAUCGGAAUUUGAAAUUCUCAACAACACUCUGUAUAUAUUGGACAGCGGACUUAUCUUGGAUAGUGAUCACUUCAUUCUACUGGGUGAUACAGCACUAGUUUGUUCAAAUUUCUCCAGAGACUAUACCUAUUUUGAAAACGUUAAGUUCUUUAAUUUCAACCCAACUCAGGGAAUUGUAACGAUGGCAACAGCAAUAAUUUCAAUAGUUUGUUUAGUGCUUACCCUGGCCGUAUAUUCGCUGCUCACUGAGUUGAGAAACGUACCCGGCAAACUGAUAAUGUCCCUGUCCAUGAUGCUGUUAAUUUCCCAGUGCUUGCUGCUUCUGAUCAAGCUACCAGCAGGAAGACUGUGCACUGUUUUUGCUGUAAUUACCCAUGCUUCUUGGCUCUCCACGUUUGCAUGGAUGACUGCCAUUGGUGCCAAUUUGGCCAUCACAUUCAGGGUAAAUUCUUCUGGGUCGUCUUUACCUACUGGUGGAAAACUCUACAUGAAGUAUGCUUUGUUUGCAUGGGGAAUUCCACUCUGUAUUGUCUUAACAUCCGCCGCAGUCGACUUUGCUAACGUUUCCGGUCUAUCUAUUGGCUACGGUAACGGCAACGUCUGUUGGAUUUCGAACAAUACUGCUAGCUUGAUAGUCUUUGGGGUUCCAUUAGCAGUCUUACUCGUCUUAAACAUUGCAUGUUUUCUUGUCACCAUUUAUGGGAUUCAGAAGGCCACAAAGAUAUCUAAGAAUAUUUCUUGUACAAGAAAAGACCGACAAACCUUUUGGAUAUACAGUAAGCUGUUCAUGAUAACAGGGCUUUCUUGGUGUUUUUGUUUUGUGGCUGCUUUUGCUAACAUUGAGGCUAUCUGGUAUGUUUUUAUUGUAUCCAACAACCUGCAAGGGCUGUUCGUGUUUCUGGGGUUUGCUUGUACUUCCCGUGUGCUUGCUCUGUUGAAGAAGAAAUACUGUUCACCUGAACCAGAAUUUCACAAUGUGACACACACUACACCUGUACCAUUUGAUUCCCAAGCAACUGUACAUUAAGACAGUUAAUCCUUCUAAACAUAUACAUGUACUUAUAAAAGUAAUACAGUUAUACAUUUAUAUAUAGGAGACAAGAGAUCCACAAGGGUUGUUUGUGGAAUGCUUGUAUAAAUGGUAAUUUUGUCUUCAACGAGUUGAAUUUUAUUAGUUUUAGAGCAGACACACGCAGUUACACUAGUAAUGAAUGCGCCUGUAGACAAAAUGAUAUACCAGUUCGUGUGCAUAUCAGUAGUAUUUGUUCUCCAGAAACAUUGUUAACCCUGCUAAAGCAUUGUGUUAUCUUUCUGAUAGGCAAUUGACUGAUAUCAGAAGAAUGUCUCACCAACUUUUAUUUCUUGCACAUGUUGCCAGUAACUAGAACUACUGUGAUCAAAUAUUUUAUAUCAAAGAAACAUAAUUGUUGUUUUAGUGGUUUUGUUAAUAGCGUCAUUGGUGUAAUUGGGAACAACAUUCUCCAAACAAUUGAUCGUUGAAAUUUGUUUUAUUGUAAAUCCUGACUGUAUUUUGUGUCUUGUAAAUGUUUGUACAUUCAGUUUCCGACUGUGAUUGUGACAGCAAUAUAUAUAUUUUAAUUGCUGGAAAAACAAAAGUUCCAUAUGUGUCCGAAAUAGAAUAAAAUUGA
Molecule: messenger RNA, 3895 nt
Organism: Gigantopelta aegis
Lineage: Eukaryota; Metazoa; Mollusca; Gastropoda; Neomphalida; Peltospiridae
Exons: 3
Coding region: 1-3273 (1090 amino acids)
Biological process (GO): cell surface receptor signaling pathway; G protein-coupled receptor signaling pathway
Cellular component (GO): membrane
Molecular function (GO): G protein-coupled receptor activity
Source: RefSeq, a predicted model, not a curated record